This is a messenger RNA of Cotesia glomerata, 942 nucleotides long. RefSeq lists its product as uncharacterized. The record is from RefSeq and is a predicted model, not a curated record. The transcript has 3 exons. NCBI's taxonomy places the organism in Eukaryota, Metazoa, Arthropoda, Insecta, Hymenoptera, Braconidae. Bases 1 to 774 code for a protein of 257 amino acids.
AUGAAUAAAAUUAAUAAAAACAAUGCUUCAGAAACUGUUAGGCAACCUAUUUUGUCCAACGAUCAAAAAUUAUUAUUAAUUAAAUUAAUUGCAGAAUACAAGGAAAUUUUAGAGAAUAAAGCUACAGACAAAGUUUCCGCGAAAAAAAAAAAUUCAACUUGGAAAAUUAUUGCCGAAAAAUAUGCAGAAAGUUAUGAACCAAAACCUUCUGACAGUAUCAUAGUGUUUUGGAGGAAUAUCAAAACCAAAGCCAGGAAAUAUUCAAGUGCUCUGAAAGCAGAAGCUAUGAAAACAGGAGGAGGGAAAACAAGUGUUGACAAUGAUCCGGUGAUGGAUGCGGUUUUGGGUGUCAUACAUCAAGCAACUGUUCGAGGAUUUAUUAAUAAGUAUGAUAAUGAUGGUGAUUCAUCCACGGUGGCGGAUAUCAUUAAUGUGGAGGAUGAGGGAUCCGAAAACGAUGUUUUUGAGUAUUUGCUGAGCAACCAACAAGUUCGGGAUUGGGCGAAAAUCGAUCCAUCUAAUUUAAAAUCUAAAAUAAGUGCUCCAUUAAAAGCCAACAAACAUAAAAGUACUUCAGCCAAACCGUAUGAUAACGUCCUUCAAGAAAAACAUAUGUCUCCAAAAGAUGAGCUUGCAGCUAUAUUAAAAGAGCAAGCUAUUGAAAAACAUCAAUAUGAGAUGGAAUUACUUAAAAUUAAAAUUCAAAGAGAACAUUUAUUAUUUGAGAAAAUCCAGGAAGGAGAAUAUUUCCCUGCUGAUUCUAACAGCGAAUAAUUUUAAUGUUUGUUUUAUUUGCACAAUAACUUGGUAUUUUUUAAAAAUAAAAACUUAUUUAAAGUAAAUAAUAAAUCAUCAAAUAAUGUAUUAAAGCACUGUACAGUAAUGAAUGACUGGAUAUAACAAUAUACUGCAAUAAUAACUAAUAUUUAUUGUUAAACUGUA